AUGUUAAUCGGGAGAUCCCGAAGCUUGAGACCCGUAAUGGAAGGUCCCCAUCUAGACGAAGAAGGAGUAGGAGGGAAUAUGGGAGAAUGUAAGCGACUCGGGUCGGGUCUAGGUCACUGGGUCAAGGGACAGCUCUCUCGUGCUCCGUCGGUCGCUGCGAUAGCUGCUUACCGGAGGAAUGAUCUGAGAGUUCUCCUCGGAUUUGUUCUUCAAGAAGACUUCAAGGCAACUGAGAUUGAGGUGGGAGUUGUGAGAGCUGAUAACCCUAUCUUCCGUUCCCUGAAUACUGAGGAGAUCAAGGAGUAUUUGACGGCCAUUAGUGAACGCUACUGA
Microthlaspi erraticum is the source of this 333-nucleotide messenger RNA. The record is from the annotation of a GenBank genome assembly. Lineage: Eukaryota; Viridiplantae; Streptophyta; Magnoliopsida; Brassicales; Brassicaceae.